Molecule: messenger RNA, 399 nt
Organism: Trichomonas vaginalis G3
Lineage: Eukaryota; Parabasalia; Trichomonadida; Trichomonadidae
Exons: 1
Coding region: 1-399 (132 amino acids)
Source: RefSeq, a predicted model, not a curated record
AUGACUGAUCUUCAUCCAAUUUGUUUAAUCGAACUUAAUGAAGUAGUUUCUGCAUAUCUCCUGCAUGUAUUUGGAAACGAGAAGAUAAGUCAACUCACCAAGGUUUCCAGACGCCAGAUCCAAAGACUUGAAUCAACUGCAGGAGUAAUCCUAAGCUUUGAAGAAGGAUUAACCAAUAAGAAAGAUGUCAUUGACUCCAAGCGUGAAAGCCUUGCUGCUUUCUUACGCAAACACCCAUGGGUCGAUGUUGAUCUCCAAACUCCUUACCACGGACUCGUUGAAACCUUCACGACCUACAGACAGAUCCUUGACAGACCUGAGCAGAACCUUCUGGUCGAACGUGAUGGCACAUUAAACCCUACAGACGAGCCAAUCCAGAGAGAAGAAGCUCAAGAGUAA